Aspergillus aculeatus ATCC 16872 is the source of this 4207-nucleotide messenger RNA. RefSeq lists its product as uncharacterized. Gene Ontology annotation, cellular component: membrane. Gene Ontology annotation, biological process: transmembrane transport. The record is from RefSeq and is a predicted model, not a curated record. Lineage: Eukaryota; Fungi; Ascomycota; Eurotiomycetes; Eurotiales; Aspergillaceae. Gene Ontology annotation, molecular function: ATP hydrolysis activity; ABC-type transporter activity; ATP binding. The transcript has 10 exons. Bases 1 to 4131 code for a protein of 1376 amino acids.
AUGACGUACAAUUGUCGCAGUGAUGACCAGAGCCUCCGAAUUGCAUUGUUCACACUGUGGUGCAUCCGGCCCGCCACUUCAGCGUCCAUCGCAUCGGCUGCAGUGUCAUUGUUAGGGAGCGGCCUCCUCCUCCCACUCUCCAUCUUCGAGCAUACGCGCUCAGAGCGCCCAUCUUCGCUCCUCUGCAUCUAUCUCCCGUUCGACAGUUUGUUUAAUGCAACUCAGCUGCGAAGCCUAUACAUCAGAAGAGACUUGACCACCAUAUCGACUGUCGCUUCCGUCGCGCUGGGGACCGAGACAGUACUGCUCUUUCUCGAGACCGUUGACAAACGCGUCUGGCUGUAUGAUGCGUUCCGCAACAAGUACCCACCCGAGUCCACAAGUGGCAUCAUCAAUCGCAGCUUCUUCUGGUGGUUGAGCCCCUUGUUCGUUCGCGGGUAUCGGAGAAAUCUUUCCCUCGAUGAUCUUGACCGCGUAGACCAAGAGCUGUCAGCUCGACGGUUGCAUGAUCGUAUGCAGGUUGCGUGGUCGAAGCAUCGGUCUGAGCACCGCUUCUCCCUGCUGGUCGCCCUCUUCCAUUGCCUCAAGUGGCCGCUGCUCCAGACUGUCGUCCCCCGACUGUGCCUUGUUGGCUUCACAUUUGCCCAGCCAUUUCUUAUCACACGGGUGAUCAGCUAUGUUAGCGAUGCUGGCCAGACCCAAGACAAGAGUGACGGGUACGGUUUGAUUGCAGCGACGGGGUUGGUUUACCUAGGCAUUGCGCUCUCCACAGCCCAUUAUCAACACCGUCUCUAUCGCAUGAUCACCAUGUUUCGCGGCGCCAUGGUUUCGCAGAUCUACUCCAAGACCCUGGGUCUCGCCAAGGCUCCGGAUGAGUCUGCGGCGCUCACCCUCAUGAGCACGGAUGUCGAUCGGAUCGCCUUCAGCCUGCGCCAGAUCGCCGAGGUCUGGGCGCGCACGGUGGAGCUGGCGAUGGGAUUGUGGCUGCUGGAGCGCCAGGUCGGGUGGAUUUGCAUCGGUCCCCCCAUCGCCGUGGUUGGCGCAUUCUAUGCAUCAUUGCAUGUGGCCAAGAAGAUCGGGCCCGCCCAGAAAACAUGGGUUGGCGCGGUGCAACGCCGGGUUGCUCUCACUUCCUCCCUCCUGGGGGGCAUGAAGAGUGUCAAGAUGAUGGGCUUGUCCGACCGCAUGAAUCAAGCCAUUCAAAGGCAGAGAAUUCGUGAACUACAUCUCGGGGCGAGCUUUCGGGUCUUUGGCAUUUGGCGCAACACUAUCUCAAUGAUCCCGGUCGAGAUUGGGCCAUUUCUGGUCUUUCUCAUCUAUACCGUCCAAUCCCAGCGGUUGACCACCGACAAAGCGUUUGGGACCUUGGCCAUCAUCUCGUUGCUGACGGACCCGGCCAGAGAGCUCCUUGCCUCCUACCCGACCUUGAUUUCGGCACUGGGAUGUCUCGAUCGAAUCCAUGCCUAUUUAUCCGAAGCCGACAGGGCCGAUAGUGCGCGGGUAAUUCACAAUGUAAGAAAGUCGGCCAUGUUCCUGCAGAGCCUCCCCGCAAGAUCGGCCGAUCGGCCUAUCGUCUCCUUCGAGAAAGCCGAUAUCCGACCGGCGCCAGAAUCUGAGAAUGUUCUGCACAGUGUCGAUUGGCAAGUCCUCCCCGGUUCGGUUAGCUUUGUUGUUGGCCCCGUCGGCUCGGGGAAAAGCACGCUUCUAAAAGCAAUCCUGGGUGAGGCAACCUCCACCCCCGGCAGCAUCCAGGUCAACAGCCGAGAUAUCGCAUACUGUAGCCAGAAUCCAUGGCUGCAAAAUCUCUUGUUUCGAGAGGCCAUUACCGGCCCCGGCGGUGAGUCCGAUGCAGAUUGGUACGCCACUGUGCUGAGAGCCUGUCUUCUGGAUGUCGACGUCAAGCGCCUGCCGCAGAUGGACGAUACUCUUCUCGGAGGCCGGGGCGUGACGCUGAGUGGUGGUCAGAAGCAGCGCGUUGCGCUCGCUCGAGCACUCUACAGUAGACGGUCCGUUCUAAUGCUGGACGAUGUCUUCAGCGCUCUGGACACGAAGACAGAAUCUCAGAUCGUGCAGAAUCUGUUCGCCCCGGAGGGGUUGCUGCGACGCAAUGGGUUCACAGUCGUUCUGGUGACCCAUGCCGUCAGACACCUGCAUUUGGCCGAUCAGAUCAUUGCGUUGGAUCGAUCGGGCCACAUUGCGCACCAGGGAUCCUGGACGGACUUCGCCCACCGGGGUGGACCGGAGCUGCUGCAUGAGGCGGCCAGUGCAGAUAUUGGCUUGCGGGAUCGGUUCGACGAAGCUGCCUCAAAAAGUAAGCAAAGCAAGUCGCUGCCAAAAGCACUCCGAGGACCGACCGCGACCGAUAUCAGUAACUUGAGUCGGCGGACCGGGGACCUCGCCGUGUACAAAUACUACACCCGCUCGUUCGGGUGGAAGCUCUCCUCGAUGAUGUUGCUCAUGGUGGCGCUGGUUGCCGUCACAACUUACCUUCCACAGAUCUGGUUGGAAUUGUACACAAGGGCCACCGUCAACAAUGUCGGGGUAUUUUGUGCCGUCUACGCUAUCGUUUUCAUAUACCUCAUUCCCAAGUCCGGCGCCAAUUUGCAUCAAACCCUCAUCGACACCGUGACGCGCGCUACCCAGUCGUACCUCGACAAGGUUGAUAGCGGGGUCAUACUCAAUCUAUUCAGCCAAGACAUGUCCUUGGUAGACGCCAUGCUGCCGGCCUCGAUGAUCAUCACGCUUCAAGCCCUGGCCAACGGACUGGCCCAGAUCGGCCUCAUAGCGGCAGGAUCCAGCUUCAUGGCAUUAACCAUUCCGGGACUCAUCUGCCUCGUGUAUGUGCUCCAGAAUAUCUAUCUGCGCACCUCGCGCCAGAUCCGAUUUCUCGACCUCGAAGCCAGAAGCCCCCUCUACACGCACUUCAUGGAGACACUCGAGGGGCUGGUGACGAUCCGGGCUGUCGGCUGGGAGGAAGCAUUCACUACGCGCAGCGACCACCUGCUCAACGAGUCCCAAAAACCGUAUUACCUGUUAUACUGUAUCCAGCGGUGGCUCGACCUAGUGCUGCAGCUGCUCAUUGGGACCCUAGCAGUUAUCUUAGUCACUCUGGCCGUCACCCUGCGCACGUCCAGCUCGGGCGGCCAGAUCGGUCUCGCGCUGAACAGUAUUCUCGGCUUCAACGCCACCUUCCAGAUGCUCUUCACCUACUGGACCACCCUGGAGACCUCCCUUGGGGCAAUCUCCCGCGUCAAAUCCACCGCGCAGCUCACCCCGCAGGAGACCGACGACAACCAAGACCCCCCACCCCCCACCUGGCCAAGCCACGGCGAGAUCGUCUUCCAACAAGCAACCGCCUCCUGGACCUCCGACCUGGGAGUCCCACCCUCCCUCCAAGAAGUCACCUUCACCGUCCCCGCGGGCACAAAACUAGGGGUGUGCGGACGCACCGGCAGCGGGAAAAGCACGCUUCUGGCCGCGCUCCUGCGCCUGCUCGAUCUCAACGCAGGACAGAUCCUCAUUGACGGGCACGACAUCCGCACUGUCCCGCGGACCUGCCUCCGCGACCGGAUCAUCACCAACCCGCAGGAACCGUUUUUUGUGUCUGGCUCAGUCCGCGAGAACAUGACGCUCACCCUGACCAGUGGUGGUUCCACCUUGCCACCGGGCAGCAACCACCCUGAGACAUACUCCGACCAACAGAUCCAAACCGCACUCACCCAGUCCGACCUCUGGGCUACCGUCGCCGAGAAAGCCGGACGCGGGAGAGCCCAGAAUCACGAUCACAACCCGCUGGACGCAGCGAUGCAGGACCUCGCGCUCUCCCCAGGCCAGCAGCAGCUCUUCUGCCUGGCGCGCGCGCUCCUGCGCAAGGACGCGACGCGGAUCGUCGUGCUGGACGAGGCGACGAGCGCGGUGGAUGGGGCGGCGGAUCGGCGGGUGCAGGCGGUGCUGCGGCGGGAGUUUGCGGGGCAUACGGUGGUCAUGGUGGCGCAUCGGGUGGAGACGCUGGUGGAGGCGGAUCUGGUGGCUGUGCUGGAUCGGGGGAGGGUGGUGGAGGUUAAUGCGCCGGGGUGGCUGUUGGCGAGGGAGGAGUCGGUGUUUGCGGAGUUGAGGCGGUGCGGGUUGUAGUGCGGUUGCUUUGCUAUUUGGGGGGGAGGGUAUGCCUGUUGGAGGCAAGAUGCGUGCCCAUUUUGGGAGGGGGGCU